CUUGGCCUGAACGUGAAUGCGACAGGUUUGCCUCUCCUGCGCCUGCUUCACGUACUCGAUAGCUACCAUAGCUAGUGUUACUAACCAUUCUUGCCCCGCGAACUUCGCGAGACACUACAGCGACUUCAGUAACACGAACCCUCUGAAAAUUUCCGCGCCCUACAUUUAUUCCGCGGCCCAAAAGAACGCAGUUUCGUUUCGUAUCCGUCUCUGUAAUGGCUAGACAUCCGGCGGUCGCGAGAUAUGCGCCUUUCCUUCGCCGACCACCAUGCACCGCUGCGCGGCUCUCCGCUCAAACGCGGAGUUUCCGCGCCCUUGCCCUGCUCGCGCUGUUCCUCGCCGGGGCGGCGUGCCCCCCCGCGGCAUCUGCUGGCGGAAACCGCACCGCCGGGUUGCGUGGGCGAGCGCGGCUGCUGCUGCGGCAAAUAGCGCAAUCGGCGCAGCCUCAACAGGUGCACAUAUCACUGGCGGGUGCGGGACGAGUGCUGGUGUGGUGGGUGACGGCCAGCAGCACGGCUCCUGCUACGGUGGCGUAUGGGGAGAAACGCGGGCAGUACACCAAGGUUGCCUCAGGCGGUGUGACUCGUUAUAAGCUCAACAGUUACACGUCGGGCUACAUCCACAAGGUGCUGCUGGGGCAGCGCUGGAAGGACGGCCUCUUGAAGCCCGCCACCACCUACUACUACCGCGUGGGAGGGGCAGCAGGGGUUGGGCCUGAGAGGGCGUUCAAGACUCUUCCCCGUUGGACCCAAUCCAUCAACGUGGCAGUCAUGGCUGACAUGGACUCCACAACAGCAGCAGCCGCCACCGUCUCGCGCCUCUCCCGCACGCCACACUCCCUCCUGGUCUUCCCAGGGGACCUCUCCUACGCCAACGGCCACCAACCAGACUGGGACACGUGGCAGGCGCUCAUCCAGCCAGCGGCGUCCCUGCGGCCGUGGAUGAUGGCUCCUGGGAACCACGAGGACGAGGCUGACGAGGGGGCGCCGAGCCUCAACCCCUUCAAGGCGUACAACGCGCGCUGGCCCAUGCCAAGCACAGCUAGUGGGUCGCCCUCCAACCUGUUCUACUCGUUUGACAGCAGCAGCAUCCACUGGGUCAUGCUGUCGUGCUACUCGGACUACUCCCAGGGAUCUGCCCAGUAUAAUUGGCUUCAGGCCGAUCUAGCCAAGGUCAACCGCACGGUCACCCCCUGGCUGAUAGCCGCAUUCCACGAGCCGUGGUACCACAGCAACAAGGAUCACCAGGGCAGCGGGGACGACAUGCGGAUGGAGCUGGAGCUGAUCCUGUAUGCCGCUAAGACUGAUUUGGUGGUGUGCGGCCAUGUGCACGCCUAUGAGAGGACGGUGAGUGGCAGAAGAUCACAAGUGGACAGUCUGGGCAUGCACUUGUACAUGCGGAUACCUCUGAGCAGAUGCUGUAUGCCGCCAGGACGGAUGUGGUGGUGUGAGGGCAUGUGCAUGCCUAUGAACGCACGGUGAGUGGCAAUCGAGGCAUAAUGCAUGGAGUAUGCAUGGUGUACGCACGGUGCAUGGGCCUGGGGC
Molecule: messenger RNA, 1544 nt
Organism: Closterium sp. NIES-67
Lineage: Eukaryota; Viridiplantae; Streptophyta; Zygnematophyceae; Desmidiales; Closteriaceae
Source: the annotation of a GenBank genome assembly